This is a messenger RNA of Vollenhovia emeryi, 1476 nucleotides long. Its product is annotated as SCY1-like protein 2. Gene Ontology annotation, biological process: protein phosphorylation. Lineage: Eukaryota; Metazoa; Arthropoda; Insecta; Hymenoptera; Formicidae. The record is from RefSeq and is a predicted model, not a curated record. Gene Ontology annotation, molecular function: ATP binding; protein kinase activity.
ACACUGGUCGACUAUUGCAUUUGCCUUUUUUCUUUGUUGCAGCCAUCAUGGGCUUAUCUGGAGUAUGAUUCAACGCUCCCAGCGGUUGUGCAGCCUCAGCUAAAUUACCAGGCACCCGAAUGCAUAUUAGCGAGUACCAAUGGACCGUUCAGCGAUAUCUUUGCCCUGGGCAUGCUCAUAUAUACGAUACAUUCCUCGGAGCACCAACCGCUACUGGACUCUCAUAAUGAUUUAGGAAAAUGCCGACGCUUCUUGGAAAAUUUCAAAGGAUCUAAUGUCUCGGCAAAGCUCCUGCCAGUCCCCGAGACUCUGCGAGAUACCGUAAAGCUCAUGCUGAGUCAUAGUCCCGAAUUGCGAUUGGAUGCUCAUCAAUUUAUCAAGAUCGAAUAUUUCACGGAUAUUGGCGUCAAGACGUUGAAUUACUUGGACAAGAUAUUCCAAUGGGAUAAUCUUCAAAAGUCGCAAUUUUACAAAGGUCUUCCGCAGCUAUUGAAACAGUUACCACAUAGAGUUGUGCUGCACAGAGUAUUGCCUGCUCUCUACAAGGAGCUAGUUAAUCCACCCAUGAUACCGUUUGUAUUGCCGAGCAUACUGCAGGUAAUGGAGGUUACCGAGAUAGAGGAAUUCCGAGAACAUAUCCUACCUAAUUUAAAACCUGUUCUUGCUCUGGAAGACCCGCCACAAAUCAGCCUAGUUCUCAUGCAGCAAGUAAAUUUAUUAUUGAAAUUAUGCCCCACGGACGUCAUUAAGACCGACAUAGUGCCUAUGCUACUGCGUGCAUUGGAAUCCGAAUGGGAACAGCUACAGGAGCUCUGCUUGUCGGCUCUACCGAACAUAGUGACGAUGAUCGAGGGACCAGUCAUAAAAAACGCCAUACUCCCGCGGAUGAAAAAGAUAUGCUUGUCGCCGGGAAAGAAACCUACUAGUCUUGGGGUACGCGUCAAUUGCUUGCUGUGUCUCGCGAAAAUGCUGCCGAGUUUCGAUCGCUGGCUGGUGUUCGAUCAGAUAUUACCGUUCCUUCAGGAAGUACCUCAUUCUGGCGAACCAGCAAUUUUAAUGGCUAUUAUAGGUAUUUACAGAAUGUUGCUUACUCACAGUAAGCUGGGUAUGGGCAAAGAAAUAUUAGCGACGAAAGUAUUGCCUUUUCUGUUACCUCUCUGCAUGGAACAGAAUCUUAGCACGUCGCAAUACGAAACACUUUCCACGCUAGUCGUCGAUAUGAUAAGCCGAGUAACCAGCGAGCAUCGAGAGGCAUUACGACAAUUGGAUGCGGUGCGUCGUGAGACGCAACAACUCGAUCAGGCGCUUUCUCAAGUGACGUCGCCCACUUUUAUGCAAAACAACAGUCUAAGCGACAUUAAUCUAACUCCUCAAGUUCUAUCCCCGAACGCUAAUACUAAGACAGUGAAUAUUGAAAAUGGAUUAACUAUCGAAGACAAGUACAGAUUAAUUCAACAGCAAGAAACACAUCAAAGA